This is a messenger RNA of Myripristis murdjan (pinecone soldierfish), 6964 nucleotides long. Its product is annotated as alpha-tectorin-like. The transcript has 25 exons. The record is from RefSeq and is a predicted model, not a curated record. Lineage: Eukaryota; Metazoa; Chordata; Actinopteri; Holocentriformes; Holocentridae. Gene Ontology annotation, molecular function: protein binding. The coding region runs from base 10 to 6336 and encodes 2108 amino acids. Gene Ontology annotation, biological process: cell-matrix adhesion.
GCUCAACGCAUGAUAUUCAAGACAUUUGAUGGAACAAAUUAUGCAAUUAAAAGAUAUUUGAAUUGUGAGCCUGGGAGAAUGGGCACUCAAAUCAUUUUGUUGGUGCUGCUGGCGGGAAUGAUAGGUUUGGUGACCUCUCAGACCACAGGAUCCUUUUACCCAGUGUCUGGAACAGCAAAUGGUCGAAUAGAUGAUGGAAGCUCUUCUCUUAUUGUCCUGCAGCGACCGUUUGUCUAUUUUGGACGGCAGUACAAUCAGAUAUAUGUUAACAACAAUGGACACUUGACCUUUGACGCUGCAUGGCACAGGUAUGUUCCCUACCGGUUCCCAGGAAAUGCAUCCAGAGAUCUCAUAGCUCCAUUCUGGACGGAUCUGGACAACAGGCAGAAUGGUCAAGUCUUAUAUAAUCAGUACACCAGUGGCAGUGUCCUCCAGCGGGCUACACAAGACAUCAAUACCUACUUCCCAAACCUUAAUUUUGUUGCCAACUGGAUCUUUGUUGCCACGUGGUACGAGGUCGCCUACUUUCCAACAUCAGGAACACGGACAACCGUCCAGGCAGUGUUGAUCUCCGGUGGACAGUACUCAUUUGUGCUGAUGAACUACGGGACAAUAGCCCAAACAUCUCGCAGUGUACAGGCUGGCUAUGACACAAUCAGCUCCCGCCACUACUUCUCCAUCCCUGGGUCAUUCUCCAGCACAGCCACAGGCAGUAACUCAGUUUUCAGACAGGGCAGCAAUGUCAAUGCACCUGGUCGCUGGGCUUUUCGGACAGACAGUGGAACAAGAGGCUGUAAUGUUUCUGGCUCCACCAUCCCGCUGGGUCGUUCAUUCUGGAGCGACAGCAUCUGCACACGGUUGUGCACCUGCACCUCUCAAGGUGUGCAAUGUCAGAGCCAAACUUGUGCCUUUUCCCAAAUCUGCCGGCCAAGUGAUGUUCAGUUCUCCUGCCAGACAAUACAGAGGCGCACCUGCACCAUUGCUGGCGAUCCACACUACUAUACCUUCGAUGGAACUGUGUUUCAUUUCCAGGGCACUUGCACUUAUGUCCUCUCUGAGCAGUGUGGUCAUGGGCUGCCCUACUAUCGUGUUGAGGGCAAGAACGAGCACCGAGGCAGCACCCGCGUGUCUUGGACACGCCUGGUCAAAGUGUAUGUCUAUGAUGAAAAAAUCGAGCUUGCCAAAGGACAUCGUGCGGAGGCACUGGUAAAUGGAACCUUUGCUAGCACUCCAUUCUCCCUCAGGAACGGCAGCAUCCAGGUCUAUCAGUCAGGUUUCUCUGUUGUUGUCAGCACUGACUUUGGCUUGGUGGUAUCUUAUGAUGCCAACCACUACGUCAGGAUCAGUGUGCCCUACAGUUACCAAAAUGCCACAUGUGGCCUGUGUGGAAAUUUCAACAAUCAUCGUGGGGAUGACUUUCGAACACGCCAAGGCCAGGUUGUCAGCUCUGAUGUUACUUUUGCCAAUAGCUGGCAAGCACUAGGGGACAGUGAGCCAGGUUGUGAAGCCCGAUGUGGGGGACGGGGCUGUAUUUCCUGCACGGCAGCCCAGACAGCUCUAUAUGGCAAUUCUGCCCAUUGUGGUAUCCUCCAGAACCGCUCUGGACCUUUUGCUGCCUGCCACCAACAACUUCCUCCAGAGAACUUUGUGGACAGUUGUGUGUAUGAUCUAUGUGUAGGAGGAGGGUACCAACCUAUUCUGUGCCAGGCCCUAAAUGUGUAUGCCAGCCAGUGUCAACAGAAUGGCAUACAGCUGCCAAGCUGGAGACGACAAGGCUUCUGUGAAAUCCCCUGCCCAGCCAACAGCCACUUUGAGUCAGAAGGAACAGGAUGUCCCUCUACCUGUGUGAACACCAAUGCUUCCCAUAACUGCCCUAUUCCUGCUCAAGAGAGCUGCAUCUGCAACUCUGGAUAUGUCCUGAGUGCUGAGGUCUGCGUGCCUCUUGCCCAGUGUGGCUGCACUUUUGAAGGCCGCUACUAUCGCUCUGGACAAACAGCGAUACUAGAUGAGGACUGUGGGAGGCGCUGUACCUGCAGAUCUGGCUCCAUGACCUGCCACUCCCAUGGUUGUGAACCGCUGGAGUCUUGCAGUGUGGAGGACGGAGAAAGAGGGUGCAGACCUACCAGCUAUGCAACAUGCUGGAUAAGGGGCCCAGGGUCUUAUAAUACGUUUGAUGGACAGAGAUACCAGUACCCCGGUGCAUGUCGACUUACUCUAACUAGAGUAAUGGGAUUGUCCCAUCACCCUCAUUUCAUGGUGACAGCAGAAAAGGUGCCCAGAGGCCAGCAGGGUUUUGCACGUUUGCUGAAGUUUGAGGCAGAGGGGACACAAGUGUCAAUUGAGAUAGGAGGUAGUAGCAGAGUACAUGUUGAUGGUCAGCUCAUCAGACUACCCUUCAGCUCAGCAUCCAACCGAAUUCGUGUCUACCAUAACAACAUUCACAGUAUCAUCCUUCACACGUCCUUUGGUGUGACUGUGCAAACAGUCUGGCCUCACUUUGUGCGUAUCACUGCACCAGGCGUCUACAAUGGUUCCCUUGGCGGACUCUGUGGAAACUACAAUGGUCACCAACACGAUGAUUUCCGUACACCAAAUGGUAUCCUGGUCAACAGUUCUCAGAGCUUCGGAGACAGCUGGCGAGAUGGCUCCCUCGCAGCACACUGCGUGGAGAGAGGAGACAGGGUGGCUGAGGGGAACACAACAAAUUAUAAUUCUAGUCAGUACUGUGGCAUCAUCGCAUCGUCGAGCGGGCCAUUCACCGCAUGUUGGAACAUGGUGAACCCACAGGAGCAUGUAGAGGAGUGUAUGGCAAUCUUGAGGGGCUCUAGAGACCCAUCAGCUGUGCUCUGUGAGGUCCUGAGAGAUUAUGCACUCAUGUGCCAACAGGCUGGCAUUGCCUUAGGAGACUGGAGAAAUGCAACUGGAUGUGAACAAACCUGCCCUCCAAACAGCCACUACGAAGAAUGUGGAACCUCAUGCCCUUCCACUUGCCCCAGCCUGUCAUUCCCCUUCUCCUGUGUCACUGUGUGCCAAGAGGGGUGCCAGUGUGAUGAUGGAUUUGUCCUCAAUGGUAAUCAGUGUGUGCGACCCACUGCCUGUGGUUGCCACCAUGAAGGGCGCUAUCGGCAAGGUGGUGAGCAAUUCUGGGUUGGUGAGGAGUGUCAGAGCUUCUGCACCUGUAAUGGCAUCACAGGGACAGUCCACUGUACCCCCCACACCUGCACUGCCCAGGAGUCCUGCCGUGUGGUGGAGGGUGACUUUGGCUGCCAUCCCAGCCCCCGUGGCACCUGUUCUGCCUCCGGGGACCCCCACUACCUCACCUUUGAUGGCAAGGCCUAUGACUUCCAGGGAACCUGCCGCUACGUUCUGGUGACCCUGUGCAAUAACACUGACGGGCUGCAUCAUUUUCAAGUGGAGGCCAAGAAUGAGCCGUGGAGAGGGUUACCAGUUUCAAUCACAGCCGAAGUGUUUGUUGAUGUGUGGGGCUACCGAGUGCAUAUGUCAAGGGAGAGGCGCGGUGUGGUACAAGUGGACGGCAUAACCAGUAGUUUACCUAUUCUCCUGAAUGGCAGUCGUGUUUCCAUCUAUGCAAGUGGACACCGAACAUUUGUCAGUGCUGAUUUUGGUGUGAGUGUCAGUUACGAUGGAUGGAGUACGGUGUCUAUCUCCGUGCCUUCUAAUUACAGUGGAAAAACAUGUGGGCUUUGCGGGAACUUCAAUGGAGACAGAAAUGACGAGUUCCUCACCCCCUCUGGAGUAAUGGUCACCACUCCCUCUCAGUUUGGCUCGGCUUGGAAAGUGGCAGACAACCACACAUGCAGUGAUGGCUGUGGCUCAUCCUGCCCACGUUGUGCCAAUGAGUCUCCUGCUAGGGCCCAGUGUGAGGUGAUUCGGGCAGCUGAGGGCCCCUUCAGCUUCUGCCAUGAAGAGGUGGACCCAGAGCCAUAUUUCAGUGACUGUGUGUUUGAUGUGUGUAUCUCAGGAAACAGAGGUCAAGAUCUUCUGUGCAGGGCCAUUGAGGCAUAUGUCAGUGCCUGUCAGUCUGCUAACGUUCGAAUCUACCCUUGGAGGCAGAGCACCACCUGCAGGCUUGACUGUCCAGCCAACAGCCAUUAUGAGCUGUGUGGUACAGACUGUGGGCACACCUGUGCCAGCAGCAUCGAUGCCAGCUGUGAGAGAGAAUGUUCUGAGGGAUGUUUCUGUGAUGAGGGCUUCCUGAGGAGUGGAGGAAGGUGUGUCCCUGUGGAAAGCUGUGGCUGCCAAUACGAUGGGUUCUACUACAAUGCUGGUGACUUUUUCUGGACACAAGGCUGUUCCCAGCGAUGUGAAUGCUACGCCCCCAAUGACCUGCGAUGUUCUGCAGCAUCUUGUACCUCCACACAGGAGUGCACCAUCAGAAAUGGCCAACUGGGCUGCUUCGAUGCAUGGUCCACCUGUACCGUGUGGGGCGACCCGCACUACGUCACCUUCGAUGGCGCAGUGGCUCAUUUCCAGGGCACAUGCUCUUACAUCAUCACUGAGAGUGUGAGGGGCAGCACCAACAGCACCCAUUUCCGAGUAGUAGCCACUAAUAAUCACCGGGGCAACAACCGUGUGUCAUUUGUGUCGACUGUGGACAUAUACCUCUCAAAUCAAUCAGAGAUUGUCCAUGUCAGGAUUGAACCCAGCAAAAGAGUGAAGGUAAAUGGUGGUGCAGUUUCACUUCCCACCCCUGCAGGAACUCUAGCUCAGGUGAUGAGGCAGGGAAGCUACGUGGUGGUAAACACCGAUAACAUCAUAGUUCAGUUUGAUGGCCGAAGUACUUUGCUGGUCAGACUGGGCCAGAGCCAUCGUGACACAGUGACUGGCAUGUGUGGAAACUUCAAUGGUGAUGCUGCAGAUGACAAAGUCUUGCCCAAUGGCACGAUGGCAAGGAAUGACAAUGACUUUGGGGAUGGUUGGAAGUCAUCCACCAGCCAGCCAGGAUGUGGAUCCACAGAUGAUCGUAGUGGUGGUGGAGUGGAUGACUGCCCCUUCACGGAGGAGUACUCUAAUCUCUGCAGUAUCAUCACCAACACUACUGGGCCAUUCAGCACCUGCCACCUGCACUCAGACCCCCAACCAUUUUUUACUGCCUGUGUCUACGAUCUCUGCCUCUACACCCCAGCCAAUGGCAUGCUGUGUUCUGCUGUGUCAGCCUAUGAGAGAGCCUGCUCCAUUUUGGGGUUGGAUAUUCCCUCAUGGCGUUCUGAUUUGCUGUGUGCGGAGUCAGACCCCUGUGAUCAGCUGGACUGCACAGACUAUGAGUGGUGUGGGGAGAAGGAUGGAGUUUACGGCUGCUUCUGCGAUGAGAGACACCAUCGGCCCAACAAUGAGAGUUAUGAUUCAUCCAUCUCCUGUGUUAGUAGCUCAGGCAGCAUGUCUGUGUCCCGCUGCCAGCUGUUUGAAGCCGGCUUCCAUCCCGAUGCCCUCCACCUCAGGGACCAUUCCUGCAACGGGACUGUCCAGGACGGACGACUCAUAUUCCACUUUGAUAAUGACGAGCAGCUGUGUGGGACAGUUCUCAGGAGCAAUGGAACCCACUUCAUUUACGAGAACACCGUCCAGGGUGAUGUGGACCCCCAUGAGGGGCUGAUCAGCCGCCAGAGGAACAUCCACUUGCGCUUCUGCUGCGAGUAUCCCCUGAGCCAGUCACUGUCUAUGAACGUGGGCAUCAACCCUGUAGAAAGCAUUGUGAGCAAGAAGCUUCCAGCUGGUCAAGGUCGCUAUCAUAUGAGGAUGAUCCCCUAUCAGGAUGCUGGUUUCCGCUUUCCCUUCACCACUUCCAGCAACAUAGAAAUGGAAGUGGACCAAAGGUUGUAUGUGGAGCUGCGGACAGAUGGAAUUGACAGUCGGCAGAUUUCCACCGUUCUGGACUCCUGUUGGGCCACACCUGUCAAUCUGGCCAGCUACCCUGUCCGAUGGGAUCUCCUCAUCUCACAGUGUCCCAACGAAGCAGACGGUACAGUGGAGCUGCUGCAGAAUGGCAUCUCCACUGUGUCCCGUUUCUCCUUCAAGAUGUUCACCUUCACCAACUUUUCCACGAUCUACCUACACUGCCAGGUCCACCUGUGUCUUCUGAGACACAACAACUGCACCGCUCGCUGCUACCCAGGAUAUCACGUGAGGGUUUCUAGGGAUGUGUCCUUCCAUGACACUGCAGCCAUCUCUGUGGGACCUCUGUUCUUGAAGCACAGUGACCAAGACCUUCUGCUUCAUUCUGAUACAAGAAAAGCAAAAUCAAGUGAUGCUCCGUUCCAGUUUGCCUCCCUGGUGACUCUGCUCGUCAGUGCACUGACUGCCACAGCUCUGAUUUAGGAAGAUCACGGAUACACACACAGGCCGACAAAUACAUAUGUCCAAAUAUAUUAUUCUUUACUUGUACUUUAAUCACUGGGCAGUAACUAUAGCACCCAAAAUACUGCAGGAAUUAGAAUUUACUAUGGUUUUUACUUCUGCUAUGAUAUAGUUAAAAAUUACAUUUCCAAGUGUAACUGAGGGUUUACAAGGGUGGGAUUAAAGGAUGGUGAGGGAAGUUAUAACAUGCUUGAAACAAAAGAAAAACUAUGGAAUUAGAUGGUUGUUGCUAAAAUGGAUGGGAACAAUGUUGUUGGGAACAAUUUUUUAAUGGUAAAGAUAAUUACAGAUAUUCAUGAUAUAGUUUGCCAUGGUUUGUUGUUGAUCAUAUUGUUUCUUUCUUUUUGUACUUGCUAAUGAAGGGAAAAUUUAAGUCAUGAAAAGGAAAAUUGAAGUAUUUUUUGUGUACAACAGUAGGGGGCAGCACACACACACACUUUAGCAUGGGAUCUACAUCUCCUUGUUACUAUUUCCAGUGCAUGGUGUUUGUUGAUUGCAUCCUGCGGUCAAUUGCUGUGAUUAUCACUAGGUAAUGUCUUAAAGUCUGUUAUGUAAGUGUUUCAUGUAUAAAGAAGGUGCAGAUAACAAA